UUUUGUAAUUUAAAACAUGUUUAACGCUACGCAAGCUGACAACUAUGAUUACCUUUACAAAGUGGUGGUAGUUGGAGAUACAGAGACGGGAAAGAGUAAUAUCCUUUCAAGAUUUACUAAAGAUGAAUUCAAGGAGAAGAUUUGUGCGACAAUCGGAGUUGAAUUUGGGACAAGAACUGUACAAGUGAAUGGGAAAAACGUGAAAGCUCAAGUUUGGGAUACAGCCGGACAGGAACGCUACAUGGCAAUCACUAGUGCAUAUUACAGAGGCGCCGUGGGAGCGAUGAUUAUCUAUGACGUCACAAAACGCUCAAGUUUUACAAAUGUCGUAAAAUGGGUGAAUGAAAUAAAGGAAAAUGGCAUAGAAAAUAUUCCGAUAGUACUGGUAGGGAAUAAGAUGGAUCUCAAAAGUAAAAGAGAGGUGCCUACAAAUGAAGCUAAAGAAUUUGCUGAAAGGAAUAAUUUGGAAUUUAUUGAAAUGUCAGCUAAAACGAACACAAAUGUGGACAAAGCAUUUGAAGAUUUAUUGACAGGUAUAAUGAGGAAAGUAGGCAAGGAUCUUGAUGUAGGCAACUCUCUAUCACCAAAUGAAAUUAAAGCUACACCUACAGGUGUUGCUGAACCAAGUAAGCAUGAAGAAGAAGAAAAGGGCGCUGAACUAGAAGAAGAAGAUAUCCCUGCAUGGGCUGGUGAACUAUUCAGAGAGAUAAGCGAAAUAAAAGAACAACUGAAAGUUGUUGACAAACUAGAAAAUGUGGUAGAAACUAUGAGUAAUAGAAUGGAUGACAUUGAGAAAAGAGUGACUAGACUUGAGACACGGAAAGUGGAUUUUAAGACAGCUCAUUCCAAAAGUGUUAAAAGUGAUAAAUAAAACUGCAAUUGAAAACUGACUGUGUUCUAAUAUACGCAAUAUCAAUAUUAUGUAAAUGUGAUAAAAUACAGCAUAUUAUUGUUUGUUUAGCAAAACAAGAGCAUCCAGUUAAUUUUUAAUUUGUUUUAACUUAGUGUUGUUUUUACUGUUAUGGUUAAUAUUUGAAAAUCAUGCACCCAUUAGCAUUAAAAUAUUAUUUGAAUUUACUGUGUAAUAAGCGGGUUCAAAACAUAGUAAUUCGAUAAAUGUAACAUCGAAAAAACAUAUAAAAAUAGAACGUUAUCAAGUAAAGGCUAUUUCGUUGA
This is a messenger RNA of Ruditapes philippinarum (Manila clam), 1176 nucleotides long. RefSeq names its product ras-related protein Rab-11B-like. The record is from RefSeq and is a predicted model, not a curated record. The transcript is spliced from 8 exons. The coding region runs from base 17 to 871 and encodes 284 amino acids. Gene Ontology annotation, cellular component: endosome. NCBI's taxonomy places the organism in Eukaryota, Metazoa, Mollusca, Bivalvia, Venerida, Veneridae. Gene Ontology annotation, molecular function: GTPase activity; GTP binding.